This is a messenger RNA of Spea bombifrons (plains spadefoot toad), 813 nucleotides long. RefSeq names its product glutathione S-transferase Mu 5-like. The transcript has 8 exons. The record is from RefSeq and is a predicted model, not a curated record. The coding region runs from base 95 to 751 and encodes 218 amino acids. NCBI's taxonomy places the organism in Eukaryota, Metazoa, Chordata, Amphibia, Anura, Pelobatidae. Gene Ontology annotation, biological process: glutathione metabolic process. Gene Ontology annotation, molecular function: glutathione transferase activity.
CCCAGAUAUCACAUGAUCUGUAAUCGACUUUAUUAACUGUGCAGUUUCACUUAGAGCUGAGAGUUCCCGGCCAUCUGAAGGCGUAAAUUUCACGAUGUUGAUACUAGGAUAUUGGGACAUCCGAGGGCUGGCUCAUGCUAUCCGUCUUCUGCUGGAAUAUACCGAGACUCCCUAUGAAGACAAACUGUAUGUCACAGGGGACGCACCGGAUUAUGACAGGAGUCAGUGGUUGGAUGGAAAGGAGACUUUAGGCCUGGACUUCCCUAAUCUACCGUAUCUGUUGGAUGGAGAUGUCAAACUGACUCAGAGUAACACAAUCCUGCGCUAUAUUGCAAGCAAGCAUGGAAUGUGCGGUGAAACUGAAAAAGAGAAGAUAAAUAUGUCCCUGCUCGAAAACCAAGCCAUGGAUUUUCGGAUGGGUCUAGUUCGAAUUGCUUAUGACCCCCAAUUUGAAACACUGAAGGGCUCGUACCUUGAAAAUUUGCCUGUUGCCCUUGGCCGUUUUUCUCGCUUCCUUGGAGGCAGGUCUUGGUUCGCAGCAGAUAAGAUUACCUUUGUUGACUUUGUGAUGUAUGAUGUUCUGGAUCAGCACAGAAUGCUGGAACCUACUUGUUUGCAACACUUUCAGAACCUUCAAGAUUUCUUGAACCGAUUUGAAGCUCUUCCUACUAUUGCUUCAUACAUGAAGUCACCACGGUUUAUGAAGACUCCUAUAAACAAUCGAAUGGCAUCAUGGGGCAAUAAGAAAUAAGUGAUUUCAUCCACUACUGUAUCAAUCAGACAUUAGUUAAGUGGAUAACCCAAUUAAUGAAA